Oncorhynchus keta (chum salmon) is the source of this 1853-nucleotide messenger RNA. RefSeq names its product RING finger protein 121-like. Gene Ontology annotation, cellular component: endoplasmic reticulum membrane; Golgi membrane. Bases 111 to 1109 code for a protein of 332 amino acids. The transcript is spliced from 9 exons. The record is from RefSeq and is a predicted model, not a curated record. Gene Ontology annotation, molecular function: ubiquitin protein ligase activity; metal ion binding. Lineage: Eukaryota; Metazoa; Chordata; Actinopteri; Salmoniformes; Salmonidae.
UGUCUAACCUGUUUACAAACGGAAAAGAACUCGCGUGCAGUGUUUUGAUUGGCCCUCGUUUUUUCCAAACCGGAAAUGGCAUCCGUUCGGAAUUGACAGCACUCCCGAAGAUGGCGGGGGUGUUUGAGGUGGAGGUUGAUGGUGUAGAACACGAUCAUGGACUCGGACAUCACGAUGAGACAAAUCAGGUCGACUUGUCCCAUCUGUCACCGGAGGAGAAGUGGAGGUUGGAGCAUGCCAGGAUGCAUGCAAAACACAAGGGUCAUGAGGCCAUGCACGCUGAGAUGGUGCUGAUCCUCAUUGUCACCCUAGUCAUCGCCCAGCUGGUCCUUGUGCAAUGGAAACAGAGGCAUCCCAAGUCCUACAAUCUGGUGACUCUGUUCCAGAUGUGGGUGGUUCCUCUGUACUUCACCACCAAGCUUCACUGGUGGAGGUUCCUUGUCACGUGGUUCAUCUUCUCUGUCGUCACUGCAUACGUUACCUACCGGGCCACACGUAAGCCACUGGAGUGCACUACGCCUAGGCUGGUCUACAAAUGGUUCCUCCUCCUCUACAAGAUCAGCUAUGCCACAGGGAUAGUGGGCUACUCUGUCGUCAUGUUUACACUGUUUGGCAUCAACUUGAUAUUUAGAAUAAAACCGGAGGACGCGAUGGAUUUUGGUGUGUCCUUGCUGUUCUAUGGUCUGUACUAUGGUGUCCUGGGUAGGGACUUUGCUGAAAUGUGUGCAGACGUCAUGGCAUCGACAGUGGGGUACUACAGUGCGUCUGGAAUGCCCACCAAGCACCUCUCUGACAGUAUCUGCGCUGUGUGUGGCCAGCCCAUUCUGGUCGACGUCAGCGAGGAGGGAAUCAUCGAGAACACCUACAGACUAUCCUGCAACCAUGUAUUCCAUGAGUUCUGCAUACGAGGAUGGUGCAUUGUGGGAAAGAAGCAGACAUGCCCGUACUGUAAAGAGAAGGUGGACCUGAAGAGAAUGUUCAGUAACCCCUGGGAGAAGCCACAUGUCAUGUAUGGACAACUCCUGGACUGGCUCCGCUACCUUGUUGCUUGGCAACCCGUAAUCAUUGGACUUGUGCAAGGCAUCAACUAUAUCCUGGGCCUAGAGUGAUCUGGGAAAGUGGAGUAGAGGGACACACAAGCCGUAUGGAGAAGAUACUGCACUGGUCUGACUGAGGGAGACUUGGAGGCCUCACCAUGGACUCUACGAACAUCUAUUAUAAACUGUGUCUAUACCUGUACUAUUUGUAUAGAUUUAUAGGCACAUAGUAUCUGUAUUUAAGAUUUAUUUGAAUUUUACAAGUAAUCUGGGUUUAGAUGUCGGUUUAAUUUUUGUUUAGUCAGUCGCAACUAAACCAAAUGCAGUGUACAUUUCUUAGCUUAGUAAAAUGGUUGUUUUUUCAUGGAGAUGCUUUUUCCCAAAAUAAUUUGUCUUAACUUUUCUUGUUGAUAUUUGUUGGAUUCUAUGGCAAUGAGUAGUUAACACUGCUCAGAUGAAUGAGUGGAGCAUUGCAGAGUGACAGUCGUUUUGUGUGUUAAAUCUGCGCCUUUUGAUAGUGAAGGUCCUGGUUGAAUGUGGCUGCUGGGGGGAGAGUUUCUGGUUCCUCAGGAGCACUAGUCUCAGACAGUGUAUCCUAUCCUACUACAGUCAUAUUUUUAAGAAGGGCACUGCUUUCUCCAAUAUACCCUCCUCACGCCUCCCUCAGAUGGCCUCUCCUGUCUGUAUUCAGCCCAGAUGGCUCUCCAGGAACAGAUACUGUAAAAGACAAUGUUUGCAAGAAGGUGAAUAACAUUUGAUUUUUUGGUUUACUUUCUUGUCAUGUUUUUGUUCUGUUAAUAAACGUGACACAGUCAA